Molecule: messenger RNA, 1692 nt
Organism: Lathyrus oleraceus (garden pea)
Lineage: Eukaryota; Viridiplantae; Streptophyta; Magnoliopsida; Fabales; Fabaceae
Exons: 1
Coding region: 1-1692 (563 amino acids)
Source: RefSeq, a predicted model, not a curated record
AUGCUUAAAAGGGUAUGUCCAGUUCAAAAAUGCUUGCCCGAGAACUAUUACCAAGCAACACAGUUGGUAUCUAAGUUAGGGCUAAAGGUUGAGAAGAUUGAUUGCUGUAAGAAUGGUUGUAUGUUAUAUUACAAGGAUGAUAGCAAGCUAUCAAAGUGCAAAUUUUGUAAUGCUCCUAGGUUCAUUCCUCGCAAGACUGGCAUGGGAAAGUACAAAGAUAUCCCAGUGAAGAGAAUGUUCUACUUCCUAAUCAUUCCCAAAUUACAAAGAUUGUAUACAUCAACUGAGUCGGCAACUGAAAUGAGAUGGCAUCACAUGAACAAAAAUAGUUCCAACAUCCUUCGCCACCCGUCAGAUGGAAAAGCAUGGAAACAUUUUGAUAGUGUAUAUCCUGACUUUUCUAGGGAACCCAGAAAUGUAAGGUUGGGUCUGUGUUCAGAUGGUUUUACUCCUUACAUUCAAGCGUCUGCUUCUCCAUGCUCAUGUUGGCCAAUAAUAGUUACUCCGUAUAAUCUCCCCCCUGAAAUGUGCAUGACCAAACCAUACUUGUUUUUGGCAUGUCUCAUACCCGGACCUAAAAACCCUAAAUUAAAGAUAGAUGUCUACUUGCAACCAUUGAUUGAUGAUCUACAUCGAUUGUGGUCCAAUGGAAUAUUGACCUAUGAUAUAUCUACAAAACAAAACUUCAUCAUGAAAGCCUGCUUGAUGUGGACAAUUAAUGAUUUUCUAGCCUAUGGUAUGUUAUCUGGAUGGGGAACACAAGGUAAAUUGGCAUGCCCUCAUUGUAUGGAACACACUGAUGCUUUCACCUUGAAAAGUGGCCAUAAGAAUUCCUGGUUUGACUGUCAUUGUCGUUUCUUGCCAUCUAAUAACUCCUUCAGAAGGAGUAAAAGAAGUUUCCUAAAAAAUAGGGUUGUGACCAAUGAGCCACCUCCCAUUUCCACAGGGAAAGAUAUAUGGGCGGUAAUAAGUAAUUUUCCAAAAGUUACUGAAAUUGGAUGGGAGGCGAAAUGGAAAGAAUUCGAAGGGUAUGGAGUGGAUCACAAUUGGAAAAAGCGAAGUAUUUUUUGGGAUCUCCAAUAUUGGAAGGAUAACUUGUUAAGGCAUAACCUCGAUGUGAUGCACAUAGAAAAAAACGUCUUCGGUAAUAUAUUUAAUACUGUCAUGAAUGUUAAGGACAAAACAAAGGAUAAUGAAAAGGCAAGAGAAGACUUGGCUAAAUUAUGCUUUCGCGGGGACUUGGAGCUCCAACCCUUAGAAAACGGAAAGAAUGGUAAACCAAAGGCUAGUUACACUCUAACCAAAUCUGAAGCCAAGUUGGUUUGUAAAUGGCUUAAGGAAUUGAGAAUGCCAGAUGGCUAUGCUUCAAACCUCAGUAGGUGUGCCAAUGUAGAAAAGGGUACGGUGCAUGGGAUGAAGAGCCAUGAUUGUCAUGUUUUCAUGGAAUGUUUACUCCCAAUUGCAUUCCAUUCAUUGCCAGAUUUGGUUUGGAAACCAUUAGCUGAGCUAAGUCGAUUCUUUAAAGAUCUUUGUUGCAAUACGUUGAGGAUGGACGACUUAGUUAAGUUGGAUGAGAAUAUUCCAAUUAUCAUAUGCAAGUUAGAAAGGAUUUUUCCACCAGGUUUCUUUGACUCAAUGGAGCAUCUUCCAAUCCAUCUUGCCAAAGAAGCAGUUCUAGGUGGUCCAGUAUAA